Messenger RNA from Austrofundulus limnaeus, 4242 nucleotides. Its product is annotated as collagen alpha-1(XXVIII) chain. The record is from RefSeq and is a predicted model, not a curated record. Lineage: Eukaryota; Metazoa; Chordata; Actinopteri; Cyprinodontiformes; Rivulidae. Gene Ontology annotation, molecular function: serine-type endopeptidase inhibitor activity. The transcript has 36 exons. The coding region runs from base 203 to 3865 and encodes 1220 amino acids.
GAAUGAGUUUAAUCUGAGGGAGUCCCAUGAGAACCAGAGGAGGUUCUGCUGCUGCUGGUUGGACCUGAAGGAUCUCAGCUGAUGUCUAACCACUGGAAGAUCAGUUUAGCUUUGUCUUUCUGAACUUUGUCUCCUGUCUUCUGCAGAGUGGAUUACAUUAAAGAGCUGAGUCAGCAGCAUUGUGAGGCCUCUCUGGGGAGCCAUGGUCCCUUCUCUGCACUGGAUCCUCCUGCUGUGGGGUCUUCAGGGUCUGUGGGCACAGGACUAUGAAGAUGAAUAUGAAGAGGAAGUGGUGACCAGCAAGAAGAAAAGCAAACUGUUUUCAUCCGACUUGGUACCACAGAACGCUCUGGUUGACGAGGACUGCGGUUUGGAGCUGGCCUUCCUGAUCGACAGCUCAGAAAGCGCCAAAGACAACCACGAACAGGAGAAACGUUUCGCCUCAGACGUGAUGGACCGGCUGCAGAACCUCCGGCUGCUGACCGGUAAAGGCCUGAGCUCCCGCGCUGCCCUCCUGCAGUACAGCAGUCACGUCAUCAUAGAGCAGACCUUCAAACAGUGGAGGGGCAUCGACAACUUCAAGUCAAGAAUCGCUCCCAUCGUGUACAUAGGACACGGCACCUACACCACCUACGCCAUCACCAACCUGACCCGCAUUUACCUGGAGGAGUCGGACACCAGCAGCAUCAAGGUGGCCAUCCUGCUCUUCGAUGGCGUCUCGCACCCAAGGAACCCYGACAUAUUUUUAGCCUCGGCUGAUGCGAAGAACCAGGGUGUACGGUUCUUCACCAUAGGAAUCACCCGUGAAGCCAACGAGCCUGCCAAUAUCGACCAACUGCGUCAGAUCGCCAGUUCCCCAGCUUCCCGCUUUCUGCACAACCUGCAAGAUGUUGGAGUCGUGGAUAAAGUCGUUCAGGAGAUUACAGCGCUGGCAAAUGAAGGGUGUCCUCUGGCCCAGAGRAAGUGUGUGUGUGACAAAGGUGAAAGGGGACCCAGUGGACCUGCAGGCAAGAAGGGUCGUCCUGGAGAGGACGGACGUCCCGGUCUCAAAGGACAGAAGGGUGAAAGUGGUCUUGGUGGACUUCCGGGUCGAGAAGGAGCAGAGGGAAAACCAGGCUACAAAGGAGAGAAGGGGGAGAGYGGCGAGUGUGGCACACCUGGGAUUAAAGGAGACAGAGGUCCUGAAGGUACAAUUGGCCCAAGAGGAAACCGUGGACUUCAGGGUUUACCUGGAUUACCUGGUGAUAUSGGACCUGAAGGCCUGAUGGGUAAAAAAGGGGAGAGGGGACUUCCUGGGCCACCUGGAAUCCAAGGGGAAACUGGAAUCGGCCUUCCUGGACCCAAGGGGGAUGUCGGUUUCCAAGGACAACCAGGGCCUCCCGGWCCUCACGGAACCGGUGAGCCUGGACCACCGGGACCUCAGGGACCACAGGGAGUCCAAGGUGAGAGAGGACCAACAGGAGAGGGUCUCCCUGGACCAAAGGGCGAGCGAGGCUUCGAGGGGCCGCGGGGGCACCGAGGACAGCCGGGCGCUGGAAUUAAAGGAGAAAAGGGSGAUUUUGGCCCUCCAGGUUUUCCAGGGGUCAUCGGCCUCCCUGGAAUCGGCAUUCAAGGAGAAAAGGGUGUAGAGGGUCCAAGAGGUCCACCUGGGAGCAGAGGUCCACCAGGAGAUGGCUUUCCUGGACCAAAGGGAGACCAGGGGCUGCCCGGCGAGGUCGGCGCCACGGGCGAGCGUGGCGCAGGCGAGCRGGGACCCAAGGGUGAGCCGGGGUCGACCGGAAUGGGAGGCUUGCCGGGGUUACCGGGUGAGGACGGCGCCCCAGGACAGAAGGGCGAGCCAGGAGCUGUUGGACUCAGGGGGGCGGAGGGGGCGCCUGGGGUUGGCACUCAAGGUGAAAAGGGAGACCAGGGCCAAAGGGGAAUACGAGGUUUAACGGGUCCACCUGGUAUCGCUGGACCCUCAGGACCAAAGGGAGAACCAGGAGCACAAGGACGGUCCGGUUCUCCUGGURCACCAGGACGCUUCAUCAAUGGACCCAAGGGGGAUCCUGGUCCAAGUGGUCCUCCUGGCCCAAUUGGGGAGACUGGCUAUGGACUUCCUGGUCCAAAGGGUGAUCGAGGAGAUCCAGGUCCUGCAGGUCCAUAUGGUCCCAAAGGAGACGGCUAUCCCGGACCCACGGGCCCUCCUGGUCUGCCUGGACUUCCAGGAGAACCUGGUACAGAGGGAGUGGGUCUCCCAGGACCAAAGGGGGAUGUUGGAUUCCGAGGGUUGCCCGGUCCACCUGGACCUCCAGGUGAAGGUCUCCAAGGACCACUGGGAAACCCCGGAAGACCAGGCCCACCGGGACCAACAGGGCCACAGGGACAAGGAGUUCAAGGACCAAAGGGUGAACAGGGGUCCCAGGGUGUGUUAGGACCCAGGGGGUUACCUGGAGAGGGCUUCCCUGGACCUAAAGGUGAUCGAGGCUCAUCGGGGGAGAGGGGGCUCAAAGGGAUCAAAGGAGACAUGGGGGACCCUGGAACUCCAGGACAACAAGGCCGAGCAGGCGUGAAGGGGGAAGCAGGCCUCACCAGAGAGGACAUCAUCCGAAUGAUCAAAGAAAUCUGCGGAUGUGGGGUCAAGUGCAAGGAGAGGCCCAUGGAGCUGGUGUUUGUCAUCGACAGCUCAGAGAGCGUCGGCCCAGAGAACUUCGAAAUCAUCAAGGACUUUGUGACCGCGCUGGUGGACCGGGUCACGGUGGGCCGCAACGCCACCAGGAUCGGUUUGAUUCUGUACAGCCUGGAGGUGAAGCUGGUGUUCAACCUGGCCCGCUAUGUCUCCAAAGAGGACAUCAAGCUGGCCGUCAGGAACAUCCCGUACAUUGGCGAGGGGACGUACACCGGUACUGCCAUUCGCAAAGCCACACAGGAGGCCUUCUACAGCUCGCGSCUGGGGGUCAGCAAGGUGGCCAUCGUCAUCACCGACGGGCAGACAGACAAACGGGAGCCUGUCAAGCUGGAUCUGGCGGUGCGAGAAGCACACGCCGCCAACAUUGAGAUGUUCGCCCUGGGGAUCGUGAACACCUCGGACCCGACGCAGGCAGACUUCCUGAGGGAGCUGAAUCUGAUCGCCUCCGACCCAGACAGCGAGCACAUGUUCCUCAUUGACGACUUCAACACUCUCCCAGCUCUUGAAUCGAAGCUGGUCAGUCAGUUCUGUGAGGAUGAGAACGGAGCCUUGAUCUACAACAGAAUCACUAACGGCUACAACGGAAACAACGGCUACGGAGGCAAUAGGAUCAGCAGCGGGAACUACGCCACAGGUGGUUACGGGUACAGGCCUGUGACUCAGCAGGAAAUACUGGACGGCCAACAGACUGGCUCCACAGUUGGUACCAGCACUCAGAACCAAUGGGGCCAAGCAGAGACCACAUUGGACCACAGUAAAGGAUCCAGCACUGGACAUCAGGGAGGAGAAGGACAACAAGCAAACACAGGGACUACCAGCUCAGGAACUGAGCGUGGGGACACAUUUAACCGCGACACCUCUCCCACCAAAAAGGACUCCUCCAGCAGCAAAAGCUCCUCUUCAUCAUCCUCAUCAUCCACAUCGUCCUCUACAACAUCAACCUCAGGUGGAUCCAUUCACAACAUACCUGGACCAAGACCCCCUCUUCCUAAAGAGACCAUACCCUUGGACCCUCGCUGUGGCUUGGUUCUGGACCAGGGCACGUGUCGAGAAUACAACAUCCGCUGGUACUACGACAAGCAGGCCAACGCCUGCGCCCAGUUCUGGUACGGAGGCUGCGGCGGCAACAAGAACCGUUUCGACACAGAGGAGGAGUGCCGGACGACGUGUGUGAUCCCCAGAGCCACGGCAGGCUGAGUGAAGGCAUCUGCUGUACAAAGUUCCAGYAGGAGCAGCUAAAACCAGGAGCCGAUAUGAAAAGUUUGUUUACGAUCCUCAGGAUAAAGCAUGUCUUCAUGUCCCCUCCUCUGGGACUUCUUCCAAAACAAGACUUUUCUAUUUAAGCUGGAGAACAAUUCUUCUCAGGAACACAGAUGAGCCGAUGCUUCAGCUUUUUUUUAUCUUCAGUUUCUGAUAACUGAGAAGACAAGAUGGACGACACGUGAAACAGCUGUAAUAAAUGACAUCAGUGAAUCAAUAUGGCAUCAGCAGCCAUAAAUUUUCUCUACAAUAACACAACAGAGACAAAGUUUCAUGACCAAUAUUAAUAAAAUGGUUUUGUUUUUUAUUCAGUA